ACGUGUGCUCUUCCAAUUCAACUGUUUGCUCAACUUGCAGUUAUGAAAAUAAUAUUGACACUUGUUAGCCUUUUGGCACUUACUCAAGCUGGAGUACUGCCAAAACCUUUUCAAGGGCGGAUUGUCAAUGGCGAUAAUGCUCAACUUGGCGAAAUUCCUUACCAGGUGUCCCUUCAAAUCCCUUACAGCUCUUUCCACUUCUGCGGUGGUUCAAUUCUAAAUGAGAAUUACGUUAUUACGGCUGCUCAUUGUGUUGAUGGGAGAUCUCCAAGUGAUGUAAAAGUUGUAUCAGCUACUGUCGAUUUGAUGAAUCCCCAAUCUAUUCAUGAAGUCAUCACAGUUAUCGUCCAUGAGAAAUACAACGAAAGGGAUUCAUGGCGCAACGAUAUUGCACUAUUGAAAGUAAAAGAUGUUUUCAUUGAAAGUGCGGUUGUAAGCUUUGUUUCUUUGCCGAGCCCAAGCCAAGAAGUGCCAUCUAAUUCCGUGGCAGUUGUGUCCGGUUGGGGAAGAUUAACGGAAGGUGGAAAUACGCCAACAAUUCUCCAAAAAACUACGAUAGUCAUUGCCGAUCAAGAUUACUGUCAGCAGAAGUACGGCUGGCAUAAUUUGAAUAUAUAUGAAAGUCAUAUAUGUGCCUACGACCCAAUUGAAGAAUCAGGCUCCUGUCAUGGUGACUCUGGUGGUCCUUUGACAGUUGACGGUAAACUCACUGGUCUUGUGUCUUGGGCGAUGGGCUGUGCAUCGACUGAAUACCCUACUGUGUACACCCGGGUUUCUCAGUACAUUUAUUGGAUCAAUGCUAAUGCUCUCUAAUUAGUUGUGACACUUUACUCUUGAAGAAAUUUUUAAGCUACUAUUGU
This is a messenger RNA of Cotesia glomerata, 860 nucleotides long. Its product is annotated as trypsin-1-like. Lineage: Eukaryota; Metazoa; Arthropoda; Insecta; Hymenoptera; Braconidae. Bases 43 to 813 code for a protein of 256 amino acids. The transcript has 8 exons. The record is from RefSeq and is a predicted model, not a curated record. Gene Ontology annotation, biological process: proteolysis. Gene Ontology annotation, molecular function: serine-type endopeptidase activity.